Trematosphaeria pertusa is the source of this 1267-nucleotide messenger RNA. RefSeq lists its product as uncharacterized. The record is from RefSeq and is a predicted model, not a curated record. The transcript is spliced from 2 exons. The coding region runs from base 28 to 987 and encodes 319 amino acids. NCBI's taxonomy places the organism in Eukaryota, Fungi, Ascomycota, Dothideomycetes, Pleosporales, Trematosphaeriaceae.
CUCAACCUCUCCAGGUCUAUUAGCGUUAUGCUCUCGAGCCGGAAACUGAAGGUCGCGGCACUAUUCGCUGUGCUUCUUCUUACCCUCUCGGCAGCUUUUUACUUGUAUUCUGGAGGCUCUAAAUACAUACCAUUUCCGCCAGGACUUGCCGCUUCUCCUUCGCACUCUGGCACCGCUGCUAACAAAGACGACCACACGCCUCUAUCCGCUGCAAUCGUGGCAGCUGUGCAGAAGGACACAGACUUGGGUUGGCUAUCAGAGGUUAAUAACAGGUGUUUGCUCUUGCUCCCGCCCUCUCAUGUUAAUACCCACAGCAUGUGGAAGCUCCACCGUUACAAUUUUGACGACCCAAAUCCACCGCCGUCCGCAUGGUUUCCAGCAAAUAAGGGACACGAGGCUAUGAUGUACCUGUCGUACAUUAUUACCAACUACAACUCGCUACCCAACUAUUCUCUCUUUAUCCACGGCCAUCGGCAGUCCUGGCAUCAGGAAGGAGACAUGGUGGACCUUAUCAACAGUCUGCAGAUCCAAGCUCUAGAGAGAGAUGGCUACGUCCCGCUUCGAUGCGAUUGGUAUCCCUCCUGCCCUGCCGAGAUCCGCCCGCUUGACCACGAUGCUACGGUGUGGGGACCAGGCGUGCAUCGCGAAGAUGCUGAGAGGGAGAUUGGCAAGAGCUGGAAGGAGCUUUUCGGGUCAAUUGAGUUGCCAAGGACGAUUGCGAGCCAGUGUUGUGCGCAGUUUGCCGUUACUCGGGAUACGAUACAUCGGAGAUCUAGAGCGGACUAUGAACGGAUGAGGGAGUGGCUCCUACGAUCGGAGCUAAUUGAUGAUAUAAGCGGACGUGUGUUCGAGAAGUUGUGGGCGUAUAUCAUGACGGGCGAUGCUGUCAGGUGUCCUCCGCCACAACAGUGUGCUUGCCAGUACUUUGGACGGUGCACGCCUAGGGAAUGGCCCAUUCCACCUGAGGGUCUGGCCAAAUGGGAAUAGGGCAAGGAAGAUGUGUGGCAAGACUUUCCCAUCGCAACCACCCUUCUCUAUCUCUUUCCAUGUCUAUGCCGCGCUGUGGCGCAGAUUGCUCCUGAUCAGCAAUCAACGCGUUGCUGCGUGCCAGCGACGCCGCUAGCUCCAGCAUGCGCGUGGUCUACACGUGAAUACAAAUAGCUGGGAGUGGCUAUUAUGGAGAGUGAGACUGCAGGGGCGUGUCCUGAGCUUAAGUGCGACCUGAAGUGGCACAUGAUCUCAUCACAAAGCGCGUCAACUUGGCGAC